Messenger RNA from Funneliformis geosporum, 729 nucleotides. The record is from the annotation of a GenBank genome assembly. NCBI's taxonomy places the organism in Eukaryota, Fungi, Glomeromycota, Glomeromycetes, Glomerales, Glomeraceae.
AUGAUGAUUAAAACGGUUUUAUGUACUUGUAUUUGGUGCUUACAAGAAUCAAGUGAUAAAAAUACUUCUAUUUCUCAUAUUCCAAUAGCAUCAUCAUCUACUACCAUUAUGAAUCCAUUAUCUACAUCUUCGUUAUCAUUAUACGCUAAUGUUUCAAUAUCACGUCAAGCAAAUCAAAAUAAUGGAAAUCAGGAUUAUAAUAAUAAAAAUGUUAUAAGUGAAAAAACAGUAAUACGAAGUCAUAUGAUGUCUGAUAAAAAAGAUCAACUCAAAAUAUUAGAGGAUGAAGAAGAAGGUGGUGAAGAUAAUGAAGGCAGUCAAGACAGUCAUAUAAUAUACGAUAAACUAUUUAAUAAUGAUCAAUUUGAGGUAUUGGAAGAAGAUAAUGAUGAUGAUAAUGAAGAUAGUCAUAUAAUAUUUGAUGAAAUCUUUAAUGAAUAUCAAUUUGAGGUAUUAGAGAAUGAUGAUGAUGAUGAUGAGAAUAAUGAAGAAAUUAAUAAGGAAGAGAAGAAUCAUGAAUAUAAUGAUAAAAUUUCAGAAGAUUUAAUUAAAGGUUUACGUCUUCUCCAAAUUAAGGAUAGACAUAACGUCUCAUAUGCUUCAUUUAACAAAAUCCUUAAAGUUUUAGAAUAUCCUAAAUCAUCUAUUCACAAACUUAGAAAGUUUCUUGGAAAAAUUAUCCCAUUGGAAUCGAUUCUUAUAGAUUGUUGUAUGUGUAGCAUUUACUAG